GAGGUUGGAAAGAAAAAGAAAAGAAAAAAGAGCUAGGAAGAGAGAUAGAGGCGCAAAUGGAGUGGAAGAAAUGGUACUUGGAUGCUAUUCUUGUGCCCUUAGCUCUUGUGAUGAUGCUUUGUUACCACAUCUACUUGUGCUUCAUGGUUCGAACCCAUCCCUUCUCCACCCUCCUCGGCAUUAACUCUCGCGGCCGCCGGAUCUGGAUUUGUUCUAUGAUCAAGGAGAAUCAAAAGAUGAACAUAUUGGCCGUACAAACACUGCGUAACAUAAUAAUGGGAGCUACACUGAUGGCCACAACAUGCGUGCUCCUCUGCGCCGGUCUAGCCGCGGUGUUAAGCAGCACCUACAGCAUCAAGAAGCCACUAAACGACGCCGCUUUUCUUGGAGCUCACGGAGAUUUUGCCAUAUCUAUCAAAUACCUAACAAUUCUCACCAUUUUCAUCUUCUCCUUCUUCUUCCACUCCCUCUGCAUCCGUUUCUUAAACCAAGUCGCCAUUCUCGUUAACAUCCCUAAUUUAGACCCUAAUCUUUCCGGUUGCUUAUUCCUCACGUCUGAGCACGUCAGCGAGAUGUUCGAGAAGGGUAUCUUUCUCAACACGGUAGGGAACAGGUUGUUCUACGCCGGGUUUUCACUGAUGCUGUGGAUCUUUGGUCCCAUCCUCGUGUUCUUGAGCGUUUUGGGGAUGGUUCUUGUUCUUUAUAACCUCGAUUUCGUGUCGGCCAACGAUAAGAAAGAGAAACAACGUGUAGUUGAUUGCCGUCGCGCCUCUGAUCUUCUAAAUGAUGGUGAUGACUGAUGAUGAUGCUAUAUGAUUUUUCUUUUGUUUAAGGAUGAUGCAUGAAGUAGUAAAAGACGGUGAUGAUGUUAUAUUCUCCGGAUUGUUAAAUAUAUGCACGUGGAAGAGUUUCUCUAUAACCUCUAGCUUUCAGUCUCUCAUUAGUCGUUACCAAAUAGACGCCAUGAGUUCUUUUGGUUGGAAAAAUAUUAUAUAUUCCGUUUUGUAAACAGAAAGAAGAUUCUAAACAAAAUUACUACACUAA
This is a messenger RNA of Camelina sativa (false flax), 1044 nucleotides long. RefSeq lists its product as uncharacterized. The record is from RefSeq and is a predicted model, not a curated record. Lineage: Eukaryota; Viridiplantae; Streptophyta; Magnoliopsida; Brassicales; Brassicaceae.